CAGCGUCAUAGGAGGGGAGGAGGAGGCGGAGGCCGCGAUGGAGAGUGCGAGUCAGGAUAUCAACCUUAACUCUCCCAACAAAGGUCUGGGGGUCAGCACCAUGACCGACGUCCCCGUGGACAGCACCUCAGCCAGAGCCUCUGCACCCGAGGGGCUGAGCCCGGCCGAGGAGGAGGAGCUGAGGGCUGAGCUGGCCAAGGUUGAAGAGGAGAUCGGCACUCUCAGGCAGGUCCUGGCUGCUAAGGAGAGGCACUGUGGGGAGCUAAAGAGGAAGCUGGGGUUGACUCCCCUGGAUGGGCUGAAGCAAAACCUGUCUAAAAGCUGGCACGAUGUCCAAGUCUCCAAUGCUUAUGUGAAAACAUCUGAGAAACUUGGAGAGUGGAAUGACAAAGUGACACAGUCUGACUUAUACCUUUCAGCCAGCAGCACACUGGAGGACUGGAAUGAGAAAUUAACUCAAUCAGAAGCUUACAAGAAGACCCAGGAAACCCUUUCCCAGGCAGGCCAGAAGACCUCAGCAGCCCUGUCCAACGUAGGCUCUGUUAUCAGCAGGAAGCUUGGCGACAUGAGGAAUUCUGCAACCUUCAAGUCAUUUGAAGACAGAGUUGGGACCAUAAAGUCCAGAAUGGUUGGCAGCAGGGAGAACAGCACCGAUGGCCUCCACUCCCCAUCAGGACCUGGGGACCAACCUCCCCAAGACAACGCUCCCUUCUAGACCCAUGAUGUGGCUUUGCUCCCAGCCAGCUCCUUCCCAACCCUUCCCAAGAGCCGCAACACACGCGAAGGAGCUGAGCACCAGCUUGGAGAGCUCCAUCAUUCAUAGACACUGCUGGAUCCGAGGCCAGUCAAGAGAACACCAAGUUUUGUACUCAAAUAAGACUUUACACUAAGGUUUGUAGGUGAAAUGUGCCCCUGAUCUCCUUUUGGGAGAGCCUGGACGAUGCAGUUUCCAUAGAGUAGCUCAGAGAUGCCGCUUGGCUUAGAGCAAACCAGUGUUCCCCAUGUCUGAUGCCACUUGCAGUGUGAGGAGGGCAGUUACUGGAGAAGCCAAGUGCAUGGGUAGCUUAGCUUCAGCUCCUGGUUGUGUCCUAUGUGCAGGGCACAUCACACAGCUCCUCAGAGCUCCCAGGCUUCUCCUGUUACUGCUUGUUCUGCUCUCAUUGGAGUAGUGUGAUAAAUGGGGUCACCAGUUGGGUUCUUUCUGGGCUCCCAUAAGGGAAACUCCCCAUAGCAGCUGCCUCAUUGUUACACUAAUGCUCGAGCUUUAGGGAAACUCAAACCCUUGAUUUUUAAAUGCAACAAGAAAUAAAGCUUAAAAGGAAUAAGAAAACCAAACCAGCUCCAUCAGAAGCUUUGGCAUCGUGUUAGGGACCCGCUCCCUUGGCCUCAGACUGCCUCGCAAGCCUUACAUCACCACCUGCUUUACUCAUUCACGGUUUUAUUUCUAUAGAGAAGACUGCAAGGGGAAUAAAGCUGGAUGUUGAGCCCUGGAGUUUCACAUCCUACACUAGCAGCAUCCUUAGCAGCCAGUUCUUGUGUUACACACGUGGUGCUGAGUGUGUGAAACUUGCUUCUCCCUUCUCAGCCGAUGCCUUUGCUCUUGGAGGAGGAAUUGCUGAAGGCUGCUGGUUCCAAAGGCUGUCUCCAGCACUAUGGAUGCUGUUGGAGGACUCUGCUCUCGGAGGCCUCCUCCUGGUACCUCCCAGCACGACGGGAUGGGUUUCUCAGUGGAAAGCCCCAGCUCUCAUCUCGGUUGACAGCACUGGCAGGGGGUGAUGGAGCUCAAGCAGCGCUGGGAUGUCUUGUGUUCACAUCCAGCUUCCUUGCUCAGGAGCUGAAAAACACCUGAGUGUUCUUCUAGAGGCCUGAUCUCAUUGUAGGCAAGGUGCCUCCAUGUAGAAAUACCUAGAGUGAGCAAUUCUGUGCCUUAGAGGCGAAGUGAGACUUACUCAGGUCUUUAGGCUUGUUGAUGUACAUAUCUGCUUAGUGGUAGUGGUUUAUCCCCCCGGAGGGACUGAGCCCCUCUGACCCCUUCGAGAAGCAAGUUUUGACACUUACCUACUGGUUUAUCUGUUCCCCCCCAUCCUCUGCAGCCCUGGGAUGCAGGAUGGAAGCCUGGGAGGUGGAUGUGCUGGUGGGAGGUGGAUUCAGUGCUGCUCCCAUGCGAGGAGCGGAGCUGGUGGAACUGGGACUGCUGGAUUUGGGUGUUGAACUGUUUCUCUUUCUAGAUAAAGACUGAGGAAACUUGUCAAUAAAGGAUUCCUUUGGGAGAAAACAG
Melopsittacus undulatus (budgerigar) is the source of this 2278-nucleotide messenger RNA. It is a transcript of the gene TPD52L2, whose product is annotated as TPD52 like 2. Bases 38 to 715 code for a protein of 225 amino acids. NCBI's taxonomy places the organism in Eukaryota, Metazoa, Chordata, Aves, Psittaciformes, Psittaculidae. Gene Ontology annotation, cellular component: cytoplasm. The transcript is spliced from 8 exons. The record is from RefSeq and is a predicted model, not a curated record.